Messenger RNA from Penicillium robsamsonii, 294 nucleotides. RefSeq lists its product as uncharacterized. The transcript has a single exon. The coding region runs from base 1 to 294 and encodes 97 amino acids. NCBI's taxonomy places the organism in Eukaryota, Fungi, Ascomycota, Eurotiomycetes, Eurotiales, Aspergillaceae. The record is from RefSeq and is a predicted model, not a curated record.
AUGUGCGUACAGACUUAUGAUGUGUGGGCGAUGUGCAACUGCAUUCAUUUCGGACGAGUUCAACGUUGUGAAGAGUUCGGCGUGCCAUUUUGCCAACGAGAACGAUGCACAGGACGUAUUCUACGAGUUCUCAAUAUUGGCAUCAUUGGAAUUGCUGAAGAACGGCUUCAUCAAAAGGCAGGAAUGUGCCCGGAGUGCUCGGAGAAUUUGUAUCGAGAGAUGUGGGCGCUUCGUUGGGAAUGGACGUCUCGUCAGAGUGAAGAGUGGGCAGCGAAACAGCGCGAGAAUAAAUAG